This is a messenger RNA of Galleria mellonella (greater wax moth), 2990 nucleotides long. RefSeq names its product organic cation transporter protein-like. Gene Ontology annotation, cellular component: membrane. The record is from RefSeq and is a predicted model, not a curated record. Bases 764 to 2809 code for a protein of 681 amino acids. Gene Ontology annotation, molecular function: potassium ion leak channel activity. The transcript is spliced from 16 exons. Gene Ontology annotation, biological process: stabilization of membrane potential; potassium ion transmembrane transport. Lineage: Eukaryota; Metazoa; Arthropoda; Insecta; Lepidoptera; Pyralidae.
UUUUGUACAAAGUCUCCCUCUGGUAGUUGCAUGAAAAACCUUUAUACGUAUGUCUAACGUUUAAGGUUAGGUUAACGGUAACUGCUAAUCAUCAGGUGGACGAAGAAAUUAAUUUUACCCAGAAACAUAAAGGAAACUGCUUCGAGAUAGGCAAAGAUAUUGCGUAACAUACAAACGAAAUAUACAGGUGAAUUGGAAAAACCUCUAUUUUAUAAUUCGCUUACAAUAGAAGGUAACCAAUUCUUCGAGUACUAUCUACAAUUCCAGAAAUAUUACGAUUAUAUAGCAGAUCAUGAAUGGAAUAGAUAUGUCGAUUCGACCCAAAUAAACGUCCUAUUCCUGUUUGAUCGUAAAACUGGCUGUUGGCGGAUUCUCUGCUCCCAAUUUAUCCCGCGGUAACGUCGACGUCGGUAGUACGGCGGCGCACGCGCCACGCCCGCUCGCCCGCCAUACCUGAGCGAAAUCAAUCCAAUAUAAUACUGUAAAUAUUUAUCAUAAGCCCAUAUAAUAUCCACCACGUCGCCUGUCUAAUGCGAUGACGAGUGUUUCAAGUGGAUUUUUAUUGAUAGCCAGUCAUCAAUGAGAGCUCGGCGUAAUGUAAACACAGGAUUUAGUGAAGCCCGCGAUGAUUACGAAAGAAAUUAAUGAUGCGAAUAAAUUGUGAUGUUGUGAAUUAUGUUGUAUGCGGAUCGUUGGGUUUGAAUUUAUUAGUGGAUGUGAGUUUAUGGUGUAGUGUGUGUUUGUUUAGUUUUGUUUAGUUAAGAUGUCACGGCGGGACGGGCGCCUGGAGCGGCCGGAGUACCCCAUAACGCCGUUGCCACCACCGAGCAAAUGUGCUAAGGUGCUGUACUACACGUGGAAGCUGUGCUCGGUGGUGUUCUCGCACUUCGUGAUGAUCAGCCUGGUGGUUGCGUACUGCAUCCUCGGCGCCGUCACCUUUGAGCGGCUGGAGGCGCAGCACGAACGGGAGGUGAAGAUGAACAUAUCUCAGAUCCGCAGCAACACGACGCAGAGCAUCUGGCUGAUGACGCGCAACGUGCCGCUCCUCAACCAGACCAACUGGACCUCCGACGUGGUGGACAUGCUGAAGGACUUCGAGAACGCGAUCCUGCUGGAGAUGAAGGUGCGCGGGUGGGACGGCAACGAGAGCACCGACCACAUACAGUGGACCUUCACCGGCGCGCUGUUCUACUCCAUCAUCGUCAUCACCACUAUAGGUUACGGGCACAUUGCUCCCAAGACGCAAACUGGCAAGGUGGUGACCAUCUUCUACGCUAUUCUGGGCAUCCCGCUGAUGCUGCUCUGCUUGGCCAAUAUCGGCGAUGUUAUGGCUUCCUCUUUCAGAUUUCUGUACUGGCGUGUCUGCUGCUAUGUGUGCACUCGACCGCCAAAAAAAAAGCAUCGACACCAUCAUGCUUCCAUGAGGCGGUCGAUACGCACGGGCAGCGGCCGCGGCUCCACGCGUCGCCGUCGUCCUUUAGAGCGGGCACAUUCCGACACUGAUUGCAGAUACCGUGACAGCGGGUACAGCAGCGGGCGCGCGCGGCGACCCCGCCAGCCGCCGGCGCCGCCGCCCCCAGCCGCGCGCACCGCCCGCUCGCAGCCCCCACUGUCUACUCAUACAAGGGGAUACGGUACGAGAGAAUAUGAUCGUGAAGAUUGUUCACCAGUUCGGUACGAGAAAUAUGCACGAGAUCAGUACGACGAUGAUGAAGAGGGGUUUCCAAAAAUAUCACUCCCCCUGCAGGACUUAGAAGCCGCACUGAAAGAUUUAGACAACCAUCAGAUGAAAAUAACCUCAAAAUCGGAGCUGCGAAGUAAAUCACUGCCAAGACCUGCAAAGUCCAAACCAGAUUAUGGGCCACGGAGAGAUUUUGAUGACAAUGGACAUUAUGAUAUUGAUAAUUCUAAGGAUAUGUAUGAAAUGCAUGAUCUUCACGACGUCGAUUAUGAGAACUAUAAAGAAAGGAAAGCGUUAGAAGAAAGAGAGAGAAGGAGGAAAGAGCACGACGGUUAUAAUUACAGAGACAGGGCGUAUGAUCCAGAAGAUGAGGAUUUUGAAUUUGAUGCUCCAAGAAGUAAGAGGGUGCGACAUGACUGGAGGGCAGAACGCGGUCGUUCUGAAUAUUAUGAGCGUGACAGGGAGGACUUGGCUGACGAUAGAAGGCGGGGCCGACGAGCUCGCAGUGCCAUCUAUGAUUACGAGCACCGGUGGGCCGACGACAGGGACCGAGACGUGGAGACCGGCCGCGGGCGGCGCCUGCGCAGGCUGUACACUGUCGACGAUACUGCACGGCUGUCUUAUAGAUAUUCGCCAUCACCGGACCGAGAUGACUGGAGUGACGAAGUCGUUGUUUCGCCUAAGCGACAUCGUCACCAAGCGUGGGGUUCCCGUCAAUCUGAAAUAUAUCCGUUUCCACCUGAGGUACCUGCAAAAGAAGAAAUAAAGCCGGUGCCGAUCUGGUUGUGUGUAUUCCUAGUGGCGUCAUACAUCGUGGCCGGCACGUUCCUGUUCAAACGCUGGGAGGGCUGGGCGUAUCUGGAUGCUGCCUACUUCUGCUUCAUCACGCUCACCACCAUUGGAUUCGGUGACUUUGUGCCAGCUCAGGGCCAAAGUGUGGAAGACCCAGCGGCAGCAGUCCACUCCAUAGCACUUUGUUCCUUGUACCUGCUAUUCGGUAUAGCGUUACUGGCGAUGUCGUUCAACCUUGUACAAGAGGAGGUGAGGGCCAACGUCGCCUCCCUCGCCACCAAGCUCGGCAUCAUCAAGCCGAGAGACCAGCACAACGAUACUGACACCGAUUAUUGAAUUAUACAAUUACAAAACAAAGUACUGAACCAUUUUGUGCAAGAAUAAUAAAAUGUAUGGAUACUUUAUCUUUGAUUGUGUAUCUGAUUGGCAAAUACAGUAUCUCGGUGGCAGUGACUUCACUGUAUGUGUACACUGCGGAAUUGUUUCCCACGAAAUACAGACACAGUCUCUUCGCCUU